UGGUUUUAAUUUUUUUUCCAAUUUUUAUUUGCUGCGUCUAAUUUUCUUUGGCCUGCUUCGAGAUAGUGUUUGCUGGAUAAUACGUGUGCUACUCUUCUUCUCCACCGUUUUCUUCUCCAAUAAAAUGCCUACAAGUAUCGUCCCCUUUAAUGCUCUCCACUGCUUUCAUUCUUACGCCCUUCCACGUUCUUCCUUCUACAGCUUCAUCUCUUUCUUCCUUCCACACAAAAGCCCUACCUCGAUCCAUUUCUCUCCGAUCUCUCCAAGGAAACAUCACCCCGAAGGAUGGUCACCCGUCGCUGGUAGUGAAAAAAUUGGAGAAAAUUUAUGUGAUUUCGAUUAACCCACCCUACAGUACUUCCACUCUUUGUUUUUGGAUGGUUCCAUUCCAUUUUCCCUCUUCGUCUCCAUCGCCUCUCCAUUUUUCUUCGUCACUGAAUAAUCAACAACCAUAUAGGUGGCACUGUGAUGGCGGUGGAGCUACCAGGUAAGUUUCCUACGAUUCAUCACACGUACACAUAUAGAGAUCGGGAGACAUCGAGAGGGAGGCAAGAAGAAGCGAGAUGGUGUCGCCAUAGUUCAAUUUCUCCUAAAUCCCAUACUCGCACCAUAAAGCUCUUAAAGGUCUUCGAUUCAUCCAUAGUUCUCCCUUUACCCUUUUACUCAUACCAAAUAAGGUCAUAUAAUCCCUAACGUUUCUAUAUUCCUUUCUAUUUAUUUCUUCAUGCUUACUGCUGAUGCGGUCGCCUGACUUUUUGGAAUAUCUCUCAAACUACGACUCCCGCUAUCUAUUGUUUGGUUAUCUCCGAGCUCUUUAUUUCUGUGUUCCAUUCCGUGAGCUUCUUGGAUACAUGGAAAUGAUGAAAAUCUACGAGGAUUUGGAGCUAAUCUAAGAUUUUUACUGUUAUGGAUGAAGUUGCGGCCGCAACCCACCAGGUAUUCGAUGAAAUGCCGAGGUGUUAUUUGGUCAUUUUGUAACAGUCACAUGUGUUGCCUACAGUAACAUAACUUAUAUUAGAAAACUUUAACCUAUAAUAACAAUCUACUUAUGAUUUUUACGGAAACUGGAUGUUUGCACUUUACAUAUAUAACUUUAUUAAAAAUGUCUGAUUAUUAUUAGUAAAAAGUUUCAAGAUACAAUGAAAAAAUAAGAUAUUAUAAUAUAUGAAAUUUAAAAGAGUAUUUAUGAAGGGAGAAGGAAGAACAAAAGGGGAAGCUGUCUUUCUUCUCUGAUCUCAAACCAGGUGCAGAAUUUCUUGAGGUAUAAAAUGCAUACAUAUGUUGCAAUUUAAUGUUUUGUUGUUGCAUGUAGUUUUCACUCAAAGGUAAGAUUUAGCCCUCUUUCUCUUGCCUACAAUUCUUUUACCAUUUUGCUUUAAUGUUUUUUUUUAUUUAAAUUUGUUGAAACUACUAUUUAUUCUUAAUCUCUCCUUUUAGCAUGGUGUUGCUUUCUGAAAAUGACCACCUUACCCUCUGACCUAAAUUGGAAAAAAAAAUUUGUUGUUUUGGCAGAACCUUGAGGUAUUAAUAUUUUUUUAUAGUUUCAGGACCAUAUUGCCCCUGCACUGUUUUUAUAUUAAAAAAAUUCCAUUAUGACAGUUUUUGGACGAUAUUGCCCUUGAACACUGUUUUCAUAUUAAUAAAAAACAAUUUAAAUAGUUGUAGGACAAUAUUGCCCCUGCACACUGUUUUAACAUUAAAAAAAUAAAUAUUUGCAUUUUUUUGACCAUAUUGCCCCCUGCACACUUUUUAUAUUAAUAAAAUUAAUUAUUUACAUCCGCUGCAUUGUUUUUAUAUUAAAAAAAAAAUUCUAUUCUGACAGUUUUUGGACGAUAUUUCCCCUGAACACUGUUUUUUUCAUAUUAAUAAAAAACAAUUUAUAUCGUUGUAGGACAAUAUUGCCCCUGCACACUGUUUUAACAUUAAAAAAAUCUAUUAGGGCUUUUUUAGAACAGUUAGGUUUGGUAAGGAAAAGUGGAAAACCGGGGUACGAUGCAUUUUAUUUUUCUGAAUAGAUGAAACAGCUGUUGUGAGUCACAAUUACAUAUUUCGCUCAUGUUAUAUCCCUCACGUAAUUGAUUCAUUGAUUGAGGGGCAUAAUGGGAAUUUUGAUACAUACAUGUAACGAGAUGAGCAAGGCUCCUUAGAUAUAGAUAUUGGUGACACAAUUGACAUUGCAAAGAAAGAAGACAAGAAUUGUUGACAAGAAGGAAAGGAUUGGGAAGGCCAAAUCAGGGGCUUCAAACUACCAUCUAUUGUUUGCAUAAACACCUUGGCUGCUUCUUCAACGACCUUCAUCUCUCUCCAUCUUCCCCAUUUCUGGCAAAGAAAGAUUGAUAUGUAUCCCACCUCCAAUUCAUCUUCCGCAUCUCAGACUUCAGGAGGAGAUCCUAACAACAUCAAUGGCAGUAACGUUAACGGCGGUGGGGGAGGAGCACAGCAAGGCCUCGCUCGCUACCGUUCUGCUCCCGUCUCCUUUUUAACCACCACCGUAGACUCCGUCAUCAAUGGACAAACCCAACAUACCACCGUCGGAAAUCACAAUAUGGUUGGCGGAGGCGGCACCCCUACUCGCUUCUUCUCACCUCCAGAUUCGACAUCUUCGCAGCUCUCCACCGGAGAUCGGUUACAAACCACCUCAUUCCGUUUAAACGAGUUCGCAACCGCUUUUAAUGGUUUGAAAGGUACAUCUCAGACUCCGUCUCCGUUAUUCCGGCACGGCAGCUCCCCCGCCGGUUUUCUCAACACUCUUGUUUCUUCUACCCCCACUGACGGAAGGGGUUCAAGAUUAAGCUCUCAACUUAGUUUCACUGGAACAAGUUCUUUUUCUCAAAUAUCCCAAGAGAACGACAUUGCAAAUUCCCUAAUGUUUUCAAACUCAUCGCAUAACAAAAGAGCUAAGCUUGACAUCAAUGGUCUCAAUGUCAUGGAUUCUGAGCUUAAUUUUGGGCUAUCAGAAUCUGCUCUAGAGGCAGCCACGAUGGAGAAAAUGAUGGACCUUCCUCAUGAUUCUGUCCCUUGUAAAAUCCGUGCCAAGCGUGGUUGCGCUACUCAUCCCCGGAGCAUUGCAGAAAGGGAAAGAAGAACAAGAAUAAGCGGGAAGCUGAAGAAGUUGCAAGAUCUUGUUCCAAAUAUGGAUAAGCAAACAAGCUAUUCAGACAUGUUGGACCUGGCUGUGCAACAUAUAAAAGGCCUUCAAACUCACGUUCAGAACCUUAACAAUGAACUCCAAAAUUGCUCGUGUGGAUGCAAACCCAAAUGAAAAUUAUACUGAUGCAGCAAGAUAUUGAAGGGAAGUCUGGUAGGGUAACACAUGAUGUUGAUAGACAUCCAAGAGAUCAUAAGAGUGUCAUUGUUCACGUGAAAACGACUAGACGACCAUGGAGUUACAUUCAAUGGAAAGCAAGUUAACUUUAGCUUUGGUUUAAUAUACGUGUUCUUUUGUAUCAUCCAAUCCGCAGCACAACCUAAUAUACGCACAUUUAAUUCUUGAUUAGGAUAUUUAUGUAAUUACAGGAUUUUGGUAAUGUUUAUGUAAUUAUAGAAGUUACAUCUAAUUAUUGGGUUGUAUAACUAUAUCAUGAGUUCCUUGUGAUAUUGUUUCUGUAACGAGUAUAUCUAUCACAUUCAUUAAUUUGAUUAA
Molecule: messenger RNA, 3643 nt
Organism: Lactuca sativa (garden lettuce)
Lineage: Eukaryota; Viridiplantae; Streptophyta; Magnoliopsida; Asterales; Asteraceae
Source: RefSeq, a predicted model, not a curated record